CCCAUGCAGGCAAUGAUGGCGUGCCCCCUGGAGCAGGCGCUGGCUGUGAUGGUCUCCACCUUCCAUAAAUACUCAGGGAAGGAAGGGGAUAAAUACAAGCUGAGCAAAGCGGAGCUGAAGGAGCUGCUGACCAAGGAGCUGCCUGCUUUUGGGACCAAGCAGAUGGAUGAGGGUGAGUUCCGUCGCCUGAUGAACGACCUGGACCACGACAAGGACAGCGAGGUGGACUUCAAGGAAUACGCCUGCUUCCUGGCCUGCGUGGCCAUGGGGUACAACGAGUUCUUCCGUGAUGCCCAAAGGCCCCGCAAGAAGGUCUAUAAAGCAGCACAUCCCAUUGCAUUGCCCCCACCCACCCGGCCUGGAUCGCUGUGCUCCAGCUCUUGGCUCUGCCCUCAGCUUCCAUCAGUGCCCCCAGACCCCCCCGUUGUUCCCAUGGCGUGCCCCCUGGAGCAGGCUCUGUCUGUGAUGGUCUCCACCUUCCAUAAAUACUCGGGGAAGGAAGGGGAUAAAUUCAAGCUGAGCAAAGCGGAGCUAAAGGAGCUGCUCACCAAGGAGCUGCCCAGCUUUAUCAGCAAACGCACGGAUGAAGCCGGAUUCCAGAAGCUGAUGAGUAACCUGGACAGCAAUAGGGACAGCGAGGUGGACUUCCAUGAGUAUGCCACCUUCCUGGCCUGCGUGGCCGUGAUGUGCAACGACUUCUUCCAGGAGUACCCCGAUAAAAUGCCCCGCAAGAAGUGAGCAAAGGGGGGUCAGCCAGGCUGCGUCACCCCACCAGCUGCAAACUGAAUGCUCUGCCAAUAAAGAUUGCUCCAAAGCCUC
This is a messenger RNA of Coturnix japonica (Japanese quail), 819 nucleotides long. Its product is annotated as protein S100-A4-like. NCBI's taxonomy places the organism in Eukaryota, Metazoa, Chordata, Aves, Galliformes, Phasianidae. The record is from RefSeq and is a predicted model, not a curated record. Gene Ontology annotation, molecular function: calcium-dependent protein binding; transition metal ion binding; calcium ion binding.